AUGGAGCAGGGGCUCUCCGCCAUCAGCCUCUACUGCGCGCCGCCCGCCGCCGCCCGCGCCAUGGAGCCCGAGCAGCAACUUGCAAAUGGAGAAAGAGGCUUUGAGAAUGUGGAGCUGGGUGUCAUAGGAAAGAAGAAAAAAGUUCCACGGAGGGUCAUUCACUUUGCAAGUGGAGAGACAAUGGAAGAAUACAGCACGGAUGAAGAGGAAGAUGAACAAGAGAAAAAAGACCUCUUGCCUCCAGUAGAUCCUACGACGCUUACGUGGGGACCUUACCUGUGGUUUCACAUGCUGAGAGUUGCUACAUCCACCUUAUCAGUUUGUGAUUUCCUUGGGGAGAAGAUCGCCUCUGUUUUAGGGAUAAGCACACCGAAAUACCAGUACGCUAUUGAUGAGUAUUACAGAAUGAAAAAAGAGGAGGAAGAGGAGGAGCAGGAAAACAAAAUGUCAGAGGAAGCAGAGAGACAGCACCAGGAGCAGCAGAGCAGGGCGCAGGCUGAAGCUCCUGUCCAGACAGACCAGCCCGAGGCAACAUCAUGCAGCUCAUUUGUGAAUUUAAACUUUGAAACUGAGGGAGACUGCCARCCUGUGGUGGAAAAUAAGCAGGCUGGUGUUACUGUCCCUCCCUAAGCAUAAAGCUCUGCAUCGUACUGGACAUAGGAUGUGUCAGGUGUCACAAUCUGGCUGUAAGAAGCAGGAAAAAUAGAUUUAUACUCGUUCAGUGAAAUAGAGUUUUCAGCAUUCUUAUUGACCAGGAGAGAGCCAGGAGCUGCGAGCUCGGCCGCCCGCCUCAGAAAGGCAGGGCUGUUCUGCCAAUUGGCACUUCUGUUGAAAACUAAAUAAUUGUACUGCUAAGAUUAGGUCUAAAUUGGAUGGAGCAGCCAAUUGCAGCAUAAGGCAAGUAAAUACAUCUCUGUUUGAAGGGCUGGGCGUAGCUGACACUUGCGAUUGCAGACAGUGCUCUUCUCUGCUCCUAACCCCCUGUUUUUGCCCACUGUUUGCAGCUUGGCUCUCUGUGAAUGGAUUAAUAGGAAUCUUUCCCCUGUAACUCAACAAAUCAUCAUUGUAACUUCCAGAGUCCCCUAUUUAUUGUCACUACUCUAUGCAUGUAUUUUUGUUCUGUUGUUUGUCAUAAGUUUUUAAGGUUAACUAGGCGUGAGGACCCACUGAAAGUCUUUAUUGCUUUAUUUAAAUAAGAGGCUAUAAACUCCCUUAAGAAUUUACUAACUAGUACCAGAGAUUCACAGUGCUCAGCUGUCCCUCCAGGGGUACGACUGAGAGCCCACCAAUCUGAAUGCUUCUUUACAGGCUCUGAAUGGUCUUGGAAAGUCAAUGGAGAUCUACUGAAUUAUCCAAAGUUUACUAGGCCCUCUCUAUGAUACCAGCCUGUAACUGUGGAAAGGUGGGAUUUGCCUAAAAUCACCCGAGUCUACACACUUGCUUCUCGCUUAUUUAAUGUUGGAUGCAGGUAGGGCAUAUGCUAGUGCAGCUGCAUUUGCCCUGUAGUGCAGACUACAUUUUAAUAACUGCAAAUSACAAAACUAAAGACUUUUUUUUUKAAAAAGGCCUUACCUUAAUAUUGGAAAGAUACUAGAUUUUCUUUUUGGAGAAGCAGAGUACAGGUACUUCCAGAUCUCUUAGCCCCAAAUACAGAUUAAAAAGAUUUUACUGCAGUAACUUUUAUCCUACUUGUAGCCUGUAUAAGGUAAAUGAUUUAGUUUUAAGAUGAUCAGUUUUCAGUGUUCCAGGCACAGGGAAGUAAAUAACUUGUCCCAUUCACUUUCAGUGCAGAAGACUUGCAGAUAAAUAAGCAAAAAACUAAUGACCGUGUGAAUCAUUAAGUCUAAAAUUUUAAAUUAGCAAGCUUAAAACUCAAGCUCUGGUGAAGUCUCACGCUGGGUAUCCUUGUAUGUCCACGGCCCUGGGCCCUUGUGAGGAGGGGCUGCUCGGCUCUUCCGUCCUUGCCCCUUUCCCAGGGC
Messenger RNA from Nothoprocta perdicaria, 1979 nucleotides. RefSeq names its product family with sequence similarity 177 member A1 (gene FAM177A1). NCBI's taxonomy places the organism in Eukaryota, Metazoa, Chordata, Aves, Tinamiformes, Tinamidae. The transcript has 5 exons. Bases 1 to 630 code for a protein of 209 amino acids. The record is from RefSeq and is a predicted model, not a curated record.